Messenger RNA from Gopherus evgoodei (Goodes thornscrub tortoise), 489 nucleotides. Its product is annotated as claw keratin-like. Gene Ontology annotation, molecular function: structural constituent of cytoskeleton. Gene Ontology annotation, cellular component: intermediate filament. The coding region runs from base 1 to 489 and encodes 162 amino acids. The record is from RefSeq and is a predicted model, not a curated record. Lineage: Eukaryota; Metazoa; Chordata; Testudines; Testudinidae. The transcript has 2 exons.
AUGUCUUGCUCCAGCCUGUGCUAUCCAGAAUGCGGAGUGGCCCGUCCCAGUCCAGUGUCUGGCAGCUGCAAUGAGCCGUGCGUUAGGCAGUGCCCUGACUCUCGAGUGACCAUCCAACCACCACCGGUUGUCGUAACCCUCCCAGGACCAAUUCUCAGCAGUUUCCCUCAGCAGAGUGAAGUGGGAGCUGUUGGAGCACCUGUGGUCGGAUCUGGCUAUGGAGGCUCCUUCGGUUUGGGGGGAUUGUACGGCUAUGGAGGCCUUUAUGGGGGAUUAAGUGGUUAUGGUGGACUGGGUGGUUAUGGGGGACUGGGUGGUUAUGGGGGAGGUUAUGGUUACAGGGGAUUUGGUGGUUAUGGGAGCCAUUCUGGUUAUGGGGGAUUGGGUGGUUAUGGGGGACUGUGUGGUUAUGGGGGAGGUUACGGGGGACUGGGAUUAGGUGGUUAUGGGGGAUUAUGCAGUUAUGGGGGAUAUGGCCGUAGGUAUUGA